Molecule: messenger RNA, 1595 nt
Organism: Armigeres subalbatus
Lineage: Eukaryota; Metazoa; Arthropoda; Insecta; Diptera; Culicidae
Exons: 6
Coding region: 302-604 (100 amino acids)
Source: RefSeq, a predicted model, not a curated record
UUGUGAACUGAUCAAACUGGAUUACGACAGUCAAAAUGACCAACAGCAGACAACAGAAAUUUCUGAAUGGGACACCGGUUGGCAAAACGGACCGGAAAAGGUGAUCGUAGAAGUACGAGAAACAGCGACUGAGACUAUAACUUUUCUAGAGACAAGCACUGUAAAUAAUUCCACAGAACCACUAGAGGGACCCGGACCAAGUAUAGUUGUAAGGCCUGAAGAGGCACUCAUUGUUAUUUUUGUACUGAUUCUAUGGAUAGGCGCUAUCGGAUUGUUCUUCCAUCGGUGGGGGAAAAUUCGAAUGCUGGAGCCUUAUCAGCCAAAGUUCAUUCAACAACAUCGAGGUUCCUGUCCAUUGGUAGAGUUAGAUCUGGACUUACCACCCGUUCCACAGAGAUCAUCUCUAUCGAAAAUGUCCCUGGGCCUGCAGUCGACGAUGACAUCUGUCUGUUCGGGAGGAUAUCCCGGCUAUACCCGUCCGCGGCAGAAUUCCGUCUUCGUAGGGCCGCACGUGUUUUCGCCGCCACAGCCACCCAGGAAAACACGCUCGGCCGUCGACAUCCACUCGAUGAUACUGAGCGAGGGCGAGUCAGAAGCGGUUUAGCUCCGCCCGUGGCCCGGCGUCCCUCGAGUGGUCCAACUGCACCAAUAGAUGAGCACAAAAAGAUGCAUCCUACAAAACAUUUCAAUAUUUUUGUAUCAUGACAUACCGAUGAUGUAUUUAUAUUUGACUUUCAUUUUUAUACACAAUUACUUGUUGAGAGACGUUAGCAGAUGCGAUAUUAUAGACGCAGAUAUUAUAAACAGAAUAUAGCCUCGUUGAACAGUAGAUCAUUUUCUCUCAUAUUGAAAGUGUUGUUUAUACUCAUAACGUUUUACGGCCAACCUGGACGUUAUUCCUAGAAAGUUGAAAUGGUUAGAGCAUGCAUUCUUUGGUAGAUCACGGGUUUUGCGUGUGUUAGAGUGAAAUUCAGAUGGAACACAAUUUAUGAUAUUAUGGAGAAGAGUAAAUUCUAAAAAUAGCCUAUUAUUGGUGAUUAGAAAGUACUGAAUAGUAAAGCAGUAGUAUAUACAUCUACAAUUCUACAGUUUUAUACGUUUUCUUAGGAUGCAGUCAUCCCAAGCUGGGAUAGUGUCGAAUGAAGAUAUAUAUUCGCUACAAACCUGCAGUUAUAUUUGACCGAGGAAAGAAUUAUUCAGCAAACCAAAACGAUGCGCCAAAGCUUCUGUCAAUUUUCCUCAACAUGAAAUAAAAAUCAAUUCCUGAGCCAUAUGAUCUACCUUUCCAAAGUUUUUAAUGAUAUUCAUUAGAUACUGACAAACGAAACUCCUAAACAAAUAUUCGUUUCACUCAAGUGAAUAAAAUAUUGAAUAUUAUUAGUAACAUACCUAUGGAAUACAAAAGAAAGCCAUCAUUUGUACAACAUAUUAAUAGGUGUCUAAAUAAACUCUAAUCCCCAAAUUCACUUCAAUCCCUAUACCAAAUAUGUAGCAUUACCAUAAAGCUGUAUAACUAGAGAGUGAUUGUUAACGAAGACUAGACCAAAUGAAAGAAUAAACAACUUUUAACUAGAGUUAUCAAAUAAAAAGGUGAA